This is a messenger RNA of Salmo salar (Atlantic salmon), 8054 nucleotides long. RefSeq names its product solute carrier family 12 member 5. NCBI's taxonomy places the organism in Eukaryota, Metazoa, Chordata, Actinopteri, Salmoniformes, Salmonidae. The record is from RefSeq and is a predicted model, not a curated record. Gene Ontology annotation, biological process: chemical synaptic transmission; chloride transmembrane transport; potassium ion homeostasis. Gene Ontology annotation, molecular function: potassium:chloride symporter activity. Gene Ontology annotation, cellular component: plasma membrane.
AAUUGUAUGAUUGGAUCCCCCCGCCUACAAUUAUGGUUUUGGUUUGGCCCGGUGCUCAGAGGGCGAGUGUAUUGCCGGCUGCAAAGGAUGCCUUUGGAACAACUCAAUAUCGCCAUCUGUCGGGCUUUAGGCUACUGUCUAUCCUACAUCUUUGCUGAUGAUCCACCGCCUCUAGGAUCCAUAUGCGUAACCGUUUCCAGACACCGGUUGACGUGAUAGCUUUCUCAUCAUUCAAUAUUUCAUAUCAACGAACAAAACGCCACAGUUUCCAAACACAAGACAGAGGGAAACUUGUUGUUGCUGGUCAAUAAUACCAAGGACAAUCACUUGAGUCGGUGAACAGUAGCUGACAGGAGUGUCUUUCUGCAUCUGCAUCCUUGGUGAAUUCCUCCACCUUGUCGCCGCCAAGGCAGGAGAACCGCCGCUUGUCUCAACGUUGUGAGGUACUGCCGGCGACACCAUGAGCCAGAGGUUUACAGUGACAGCCUUUUCCAAGAGCGACAUGUCAGACAUCCAGGGCGAGGUGAACCAACUGUUCGAGGGAGAUGAACCCACGCCGAACUAUUCAAAUAAAGAGGUGUCUUUCAAUACCGAGGUGGUGGUCGUGGAAGGUGAUGGGAACCCCAAGGAGAGUAGCCCUUUCAUCAACAGCAGUGAAGACACAGAGAAGAGCCAGCAAUACGAUGGCAAACAUAUGGCUCUGUUUGAGGAGGAGAUGGAGACCAGUCCCAUGGUAUCGUCUAUGCUCAGUAGUCUGGCAAACUACUCCAACCUCCCCCAGGGCAGCAAGGAGCACGAGGAGGAGGCCGACAAUGAGGAGGAAGACAAAAAGAAGAAGAAACCUGUCAAGGCUCCAGCGCUGGGGACCCUGAUGGGAGUGUACCUCCCCUGCAUCCAGAACAUCUUCGGGGUGAUCUUGUUCCUGCGGAUGACCUGGAUGGUUGGCAUCGGAGGAGUCAUUGGCUCCUUCAUCAUCGUCUUCAUGUGCUGUUCCACUACCAUGCUGACUGCAAUCUCAAUGAGUGCCAUUGCUACCAAUGGAGUAGUGCCAGCUGGAGGAUCCUACUACAUGAUCUCCCGUUCUCUGGGGCCUGAGUUUGGGGGUGCUGUGGGCAUUUGUUUCUACCUCGGGACAACGUUCGCUGGGGCCAUGUACAUCCUGGGGUCCAUCGAACUCCUACUGAUCUACAUCCUCCCCCAGGCCGCCAUUUUUAAGAUGGAGGGUCUGGAGGGGGCCGAGGCGGAGGCGGCGAUGCUGAACAACAUGCGUGUGUACGGCACUAUUGUGCUCAGUUUCAUGGCCACGGUGGUGUUCGUGGGGGUCAAGUACGUCAACAAGCUGGCCCUGCUUUUUCUGGCCUGCGUCAUACUCUCCAUCCUGGCCGUGUAUGCCGGAGUCAUCAAGACAGCCAUCGAACCGCCUGACUUCCCAGUCUGUAUGCUGGGGAAUCGCCCGCUGAUCUCCAAAGGGUUCGAUGUGUGCGCCAAAACACUGGAGAGUGGCAACGGCACAGUCACCACCAAGCUGUGGAAGAUCUUCUGCGAUACUCCCUUCCUCAACGCCACCUGUGACGAGUACUUUGCCAACAACAACGUGUCCUUCAUCCAGGGCAUCCCUGGGGUCAUGAGCGGCAUCCUCAAAGAGAACCUAUUUGGGAAUUACCUGGAGAAGGGCAAUCUGGUGGCCAAGAUUGGGAUUGCGACCGUGGAGGGCCCCGAUGAAACUCUGACCAACUCCAACCGCUACGUUCUGGCCGACAUCACCAGCUUCUUCACCCUUCUAGUCGGCAUCUACUUCCCCUCCGUCACAGGGAUCAUGGCCGGAUCAAACCGGUCUGGAGACCUGCGUGACGCGCAGAAGUCCAUCCCCAUCGGCACUAUCAUGGCCAUCACCACUACCUCACUAGUGUACAUGUCCGCUGUGGUCCUGUUCGGUGCCUGUAUCGAUGGAGUGGUACUAAGAGACAAGUUUGGAGAGGGAGUCAAUGGCAACCUGGUCAUUGGUACCUUGGCGUGGCCAUCCCCGUGGGUGAUUGUAAUUGGCUCCUUCUUCUCCACCUGUGGAGCGGGGCUUCAGAGCUUGACGGGCGCCCCGCGUCUCAUGCAGGCCAUCUCCAGGGAUGGUGUUGUGCCCAUCCUACGGGUGUUUGGCCAUGGGAAGGCCAAUGGGGAGCCCACCUGGGCCUUGCUGCUGACCGCCUGUAUCUGUGAGAUAGGGAUCCUCAUCGCCUCCCUGGACGCAGUGGCCCCCAUCCUCUCCAUGUUCUUUCUGAUGUGCUACAUGUUUGUAAACCUGGCCUGUGCCUUGCAAACCCUCCUGAGGACGCCUAACUGGAGGCCACGCUUCAAGUUCUAUCACUGGGCCCUGUCCUUCCUGGGCAUGAGUCUGUGUCUAUCGCUCAUGUUCAUCUGUUCCUGGUUCUAUGCCAUUGUUGCCAUGGUGAUCGCUGGCAGUAUCUACAAGUAUAUUGAGUUCCAUGGGGCGGAGAAAGAGUGGGGUGAUGGGAUACGAGGCAUUUCUCUCAGCGCCGCCCGAUAUGCUCUGAUGAGGCUGGACGAGGGGCCGGCGCACACCAAAAACUGGAGGCCUCAGCUGCUGGUGUUGGUCAGUACGGAUGUGGAGCAGAAUGUGGAGCAGCCUCGUCUGCUCUCGCUGACCAAUCAGCUGAAAGCGGGUAAAGGGCUGACCAUUGUGGGCACUGCCUUGGCAGGCACCUACCUGGAGAACCACCCCCAGGCCCAGCGGGCAGAGCAGUCUCUGCGUAAGCUGAUGGAGACAGAGAAGGUGAAGGGCUUCUGCCAGGUCACCAUCUCGUCCAACAUGCGUGACGCCACCUCCCACCUGCUCCAGGCCAGUGGGCUGGGCGGUCUCAUGCACAACACGGUGCUGGUCAGCUGGCCGCGCAACUGGAAGCAGGCUGACGACCACCAGACCUGGAGGGACUUCAUCGAGCUGGUUAGGGAGACCACGGCCGCUCACCUAGCCCUGCUGGUGCCCAAGAACAUCGCUGCCUUCCCGUCCAAUGGAGAGCGCUUCUCAGAGGGCCACAUUGACGUGUGGUGGAUUGUCCAUGAUGGAGGCAUGCUGAUGCUGCUGCCUUUCCUUCUGCGCCAGCACAAGGUGUGGAGGAAGUGCAGGAUGCGCAUCUUCACUGUGGCCCAGAUGGAUGACAACAGCAUCCAGAUGAAGAAAGACCUGACCACCUUCCUGUACCACCUGCGUAUCGAUGCCGAGGUUGAAGUGGUGGAAAUGCAUGACAGCGACAUCUCAGCCUACACCUAUGAGAAGACCCUGGUAAUGGAACAGCGAUCGCAGAUCCUCAAACAGAUCAACCUGACCAAGACGGAGCGAGAGAGAGAGAUCCAGAGCAUCACAGAUUCAUCCCGCGGAUCCAUCCGGCGUAAGAACCCGGCAGCUGCAACCACCCAGAUGAGUGUGACCGAGGAACAGCCCGGUGGGAGCAGCAAGGAGGAGGAGAAACCCGAGGAGGAGUCUGUCUCUGCUGCUGUGUCCCCUCCCGCUCAGGUCCAGCUUAUCCAUGACAGCACCACCCCGACCAGUCCCGUCAACCCGGCUACCCUGACCCAGGCCACCGAAGGGGGUGCCCAGACCCCAGGGUCUGCCCAGGUCCAGAUGACCUGGACGGAAAAGGCCGAUGGUGAGCUGGCCAAGCCGCCUGGCGCCUCCACACCGGAGGGCAUCAAAGACAUCUUCAACAUGAAGCCUGAGUGGGAAAACCUAAACCAGUCCAAUGUGAGACGCAUGCACACAGCACUGAGGCUCAAUGGUGUCAUCGUGAAGAAAUCCUCAGAGGCCAAGCUGGUUCUCCUUAACAUGCCCGGGCCGCCCAAAAACCGAGCGGGCGACGAGAACUACAUGGAGUUCCUUGAGGUCCUGACUGAAGGUCUCAACAGGGUUCUCCUGGUUCGCGGUGGCGGUCGUGAGGUCAUCACCAUCUACUCUUGAGAGAGCAGCCACCCCCCCCCCCCAAAUCCCUGAUCCCCGCCCCUUCCAUUUGUUUCUGUCAGACACUCCCCUCACACCCAAGCAAUACCCCAUCUCACCUUGCGUCUCUUCACGCUAUCUUCUGUUUGCCUUAAAACACACUCUCACACACACAAACACACAAUCUAUUCAGGCUAGUAGGAUGCUAUUUAGAUUACCUCACACACUUUAGUCCACUUCCAAUUCACCCAGCAAGAUUAUCAAUCAGUACUCUGAAAUGAAAUAGCGUGAAAUACUGCCCUCUGCUGAUUGCAGGUAGCCAUCACUGUCCAGUUCCACACCCUUUGUGCUAUUCAUAGCUGCCUAUUGGUCAAUCCACUGGUCACUUGGCUAUGGAGUCAAGGAUACAGAGGGUUAGGUGAGCUGGGUUGUUCAGUGUGACGUGUGUGUCUGCGUGUGUUUAAGGCUGUGUUUACACAGGUAGCCUAAUUAUGAUGUUUUCUUCAGUAAUUGGUCUUUUGACCAAUCAGAUAAGCUCUGAAAAAGAUCUGAUGUGAUUGGUAAAAAGACCAAUUAUUGGGAAAAAUAUCAGAGUUGGGAUGCCUGUGUAGACGCAGCUUAAGUGUCUCAUUCAUCCGAUUGUGGUUUGUUUUUACGAGGGGAUGUUUUAGAGUGUCAUCGAUUUGGAGUCACCUACCUAUCAACAUGGAGUAGCCUACCGCAAGACUGAACAGUGGUCAGUGGAGAACUGAGGAUGUUGACGUUGUGUAGCUAGUCGUGUAUAUGACCCUGCGAAACCACAGCGAAGAGAGAAUACCAAAAAACUCCUGUGGGAAACCCUGUUCAUUAAGUGCGGAGAUGACCACCGUCGAGAAAGACUGCUACCCAUGGUCAUGGUUGGUGGUUUGAAGAGAACUUGGUCAUUCUUUUAAUCAGGGUAAGUUGUGAACGAAGGAACACAGUUUGGAGGAAGAUGGGAGAGAAACGAACAAGCCUCCGUGAUGACAUAGAUCGUACUCUAUGAACUUUGACCUCAUCUUGAGUACUCUGCAACAUGUCGUCCUCAUGUCGCUGUACUUUGUUUUUGCUCUCGCACUGUCAUCAUAUUUAUACUUGUCCCUUUUCCCCCUUUCUAAGAGUCUAUGUUUCCCGUCUAGAUCCAGCCACUGUUAGUGCCAAAAACAACAAGGCUAGCUUGAUUUAAGAUAUUGAUACGUUGUUAAACUGUGAGGAGCGUUCUUAGCGGAAAGGUCAUCUGUCAGAAAAGCAGGGGCUCUUUCUCAAUGUUAUUUCCUUGAUUCCUACUAUCCCCUUUGCUCGACUCCUUGGACAGAGGAGAGACAUAGAAUCGAGGAAAGACAAUUGAAAAAGAGCCCCUGCUCUUAUGUCAGACGACCUUUCCACUAAGAACGAAAAACUAAAAAGAGCCAGGGAAAGAUUAUGAGCAGAGAAUGAGAAAGAAAAACAAGGAAAAGACAGGAAUAGAUUAUGAGCAGUGAGUUCAUCAUUGUCAGACACCAACACCCCUUGACCCCAGUGCGGAUCACUGUAAAUAGUGUAAAAGCUCUGACGCGUUGUUAAUUAUGAGUGUAGUAUGUUCGUGACUUACUAUAAAGCUUCUAGUAGAGAAAAUGUUCCUUCUCUCAAAGGGUCGGUUCAAAACUGCUUUUGGAUGGCUUAGGCUCCUAUCACUAUGGUAACUGUCACUGUAUCCCUGACGAAUACUGCACCUGCACUGUCCCCCACUGUGCAACAGGUGAUUUAAUGAAUUUACCAGUUCAUUAAAUGAACAUUUUUCCACCUAGAAAACAAAAUGUUGUUUCUUAUGUUUAUAGACAAAAGUUAUGCAUAUUUAUAUAAUAGAGAUAUAAUUUUAAUUAUCGCAAAAAAAAAAUAUUAUGUUGUUUUGCCAAAUUUAGAUAUGUUUACAUGUGCCAUAUAAAAAAAUAUUUUUUAAAUGAAAUAGAUCUAUGAAAGUCUAAUAUUGAUUUAAAUUACGGAGUACAAAUUGUGCAUUAGGUUGAAGGGUUAGAGUGCAAUUGAAUAGUAAUAGAUAUAAAGUGAUGGAAUGGAAAAGGGUUACACAGCUAUGAAACUCACCCCAUCUGUAACACUGAACCCUAUGCAGUAUAAUCCAAAUAUAGUUUUUUCGUAUCCACAAAAUUGGCAGAUUUGAGCCAAUAUGUAUGGCCCUGACAAUGAAUGGAUUAUUAGCUAAUUAGAACAAAGACGUAUAAAGUGCAUUUUGAAAGGAAUGUGCAAUAGCUGAAAUUUGGUCUCACAUAUUCAUGUUAUUUAUUUUUUUACUCAUCUAUUUUGUAUGUAGAUUUCAUAUGUCUAAGGAAUUUAUUAAUAUAUCACAAUGACCAAGGACAACUAUCAUCAUGUAUUUAUUUUGUGUUUUGAAAGUCACUUGCACUUGUAGUAGAACUAUAUAUAUAUAUAUAUAUAUAUAUAUAUAUAAUAGAGGGUUCAAAACAACAAAUUAAACUAGUUUAUAGAGCUGUUGAACCCAGUAUUUAUGUUUAAAGUGUUGUUUGAAAGUCAGACUCAUAUGUUGUGAAUUCUGCUAGUAUUAUUAGUUAUUUGUAAAUUAACACAUCUAAAGGAACAUACAAAAGAUAUCAGAAAAAGGGUAGGCAUAUAUAGAAAUACAUAUCAAUGCUGGUGGUUUGUCUCCUCCAAGACUUGACCCAGCUUUACCUAUUAACUAUUGACCUGAGAGUCUUUCUGGACAGGAGUCAUUUUCAGCUUUGGAAGAGAACUUUCCUGAAUAUAUUAUACAGUAUCUUGAGGCAAUACUUAUACCAUUAGGGUGCAAUUUGUUUGGGGGUCCGGGGGCAGUCCCCCCCUCCAGUGCUUUUUUAUUCUUUUCACAAAUGGCACUCUUGAUUAUUCCAUCCUCUUCAAUCCACAUUUAGUCUAGAGAAACUCUGAGCCCAGACUGCAACUUUGAACGUUUUAUCAAGUUGAAUUGACAACAAUCGUGCAAUAAAGUGUUGUUAGAACUUAAAGAUAGUAAAGUUCUUUGUUUUACAUUUUGAUUGAUUUGUGUGAAAUGUUAACUGCAAUUCACUGGUAGUUCUCUGCCAGUUACAUCAGAUCUCUUACUAGAGCAAACUCUAGCAACUGGUCUAGCCACUGCUAGUUUUUACAUAUGGCCAAUAUAUGACUACAACCAUAUGACUCUCUCCUAUUAUUACACACUUUGAUUAAUAGACACUCAUAUCAACUUUCAAAAUACUUGCCUAUUUUGGAAUUUUACUACAACAUUGCCUGCAUUGACUGAGCCUUUAAUCUAUUUAUAAAGAAAAGAUCUCAGAUGUUGGUGAAAAAAGGAUUUAUGGGAAAUUAGUUUGUUUGAAUUUCCAAUGUGUUUUAUAAUUACUGUUUGCAUGGUCUUAUGUGGAAAUAUUUGUUUCAGUGGUAUAUGGUGUGAUGACUUAUAUGUACAAGGCAAGUGGUUUGGAAGGGGAGUGUCCUCCAUCUACACUAGGGCUCCCUUUGGGGGUCUGUGAUUAAACUACAAGACAUUGCUUUGGUCACAGAAAAGAGAACUUGAGAAUGAUUGCCUCGUGGUUACAUAGUUAGACAUUGAAAACAAGUAUUUUGCAAAAAAAAAGUAUGAGUUCACAAUAUUGUUGUCAAUCUUGCUAAAUUAAUGUUGCGUAACGUAAUAUGAGUUUAUACGUUGAAUAGAUGGGCCUGAGAGAUGUUCCUUUUGCUUUGUAUAUAACACUGCAGUCAAAAACACUGUAGCCUACGGCGAUGUUUGUUGUCCUUUGUUGUACACUGGUUUAAUCACUGUGGACAAAGUCUUAGCGUUCUGUAAGAUUAUGUGCAAUAUUGUUUUUUACUUGGGGAAUCAUUUUUCAUUUGGUUGUAUAACAUUGUUGUUUUUCCAUUGGAACACAUUAACAACUGACAAGUUGACGGUGUGCUCAUUAGAAUGUUUAGAGCCAGGUCUUAUGCACCAUAAAGUUAUUUUGUGUUCAUCUCCUCUGUGGUGGCUGAGACAGAAAAGCACUUUAUCUAGAGCUAACACUUGUUGUGAUUGAAGGUUAGAGGACAUAAUCAGUGUUUAAUAAAAACUAACUUGCCCAGUUUA